AUGGAUAAAUUAAUGAACAACAAUAAGGUCAAACUAACCGUCGUUCUGUUGGGAAGUAUAUGCUCCUUUGCAUUGUAUCAUAUGAAAAAGAAAAUAAAUAUUCCCCAAUUUUUAUUUUCAAAAAAAUGGUUUAGUGAAUUUUCAUUGAUGUGGCCUGGACAAGCCUUCAGUCUGGAAAUAAAAAAAAUUAUUCACCAAGCCAAAUCCAAAUAUCAAAGUAUCCUAGUCUUUGAAAGCACAACCUUUGGUAAAGUACUAGUCCUAGAUGGAGUUAUUCAAUUAACAGAAAAAGAUGAAUUUGCAUAUCAUGAAAUGAUGACACAUAUACCUAUGACAGUUGCGAAAGAACCGAAAAAUGUUUUGAUUGUAGGUGGAGGGGAUGGAGGAGUAAUACGAGAGCUUUGUAAAUAUAAAACUAUUGAAAAUAUAGAUAUAUGUGAAAUUGAUGAAAUGGUUAUUGACGUUUCGAAAACCUUUUUUAAAAAUAUUAGCUUAGGAUUUGAUGAUAAAAGAGUAAAUGUCUUUAUUGAAGAUGCCAGCAAAUUUCUAGAAAAUGUCACAAAUACCUACGACAUAAUUAUUGUCGAUAGUUCUGAUCCCAUAGGACCUGCAGAAUCCUUGUUUAAUCAAAAUUUUUAUGAAAAAGUGUAUAAUGCAUUGAAACCCAAUGGUUACUGCGUCGCUCAGUGCGAAUCUAUUUGGAUACACGUUGGGACAAUAAAGAGUAUGAUGGGAUACGCUAGAAAAUUAUUCAAAAAGGUUGAAUAUGCAAAUAUUAGCAUUCCAACUUACCCCUGUGGAUGUAUAGGCAUACUCUGCUGCUCCAAAAUGGACACUGGAAUGUCCAAGCCAAACAGAAGAUUAGAAACGAAAGAAUUUUCGGAUUUAAAAUAUUAUAGCUAUGAAAACCAUUCAGCAGCUUUUAAGCUGCCAACUUUUGUUUUAAAAGAUAUUGAAUCAGUGUAG
Molecule: messenger RNA, 966 nt
Organism: Plasmodium gonderi
Lineage: Eukaryota; Apicomplexa; Aconoidasida; Haemosporida; Plasmodiidae
Product: spermidine synthase
Exons: 4
Coding region: 1-966 (321 amino acids)
Biological process (GO): spermidine biosynthetic process
Cellular component (GO): cytosol
Molecular function (GO): spermidine synthase activity
Source: RefSeq, a predicted model, not a curated record